CGGGCCGGGGCGGGCCGGGGCAGAGCUUGUACUCCUCUGUCCGGGUUAGUGACGGGCUUGACGACUGAGGGGCUCACACCAUGAGUGAGGCGGAGGGGUUGCGGCAGCGGCGGCCCUUGCGGCCACAGGUCGUCACGGACGAUGGCCAGGCACCCGAGGCCAAGGACGGCAGCUCUUUUAGUGGCCGUGUGUUCCGAGUGACCUUCUUGAUGCUGGCUGUCUCCCUCACCGUUCCCCUUCUUGGAGCCAUGCUGCUCCUGGAGUCUCCCAUAGACCCACAGCCUCUCAGCUUCAAAGAACCCCCUCUCUUGCUUGGUGUUCUGCAACCAAAUACGAAGUUACAACAGGCGGAAAGGCUGUUUGAAAAUCAACUUAUUGGGCCAGAGUCCAUAGCAAAUAUUGGGGAUGUGAUGUUUACUGGUACAGCAGAUGGCCGGAUCGUAAAACUUGAAAAUGGUGAAAUAGACACCAUCGCUCGGCUUGGUUCAGGCCCAUGCAAAACCCGAGAUGAUGAGCCUGCUUGUGGGAGGCCCCUGGGCAUCCGGGCGGGGCCCAAUGGAACCCUUUUUGUGGCUGAUGCAUAUAAGGGACUAUUUGAAGUUAAUCCCUGGAACCGUGAAGUGAAACUGCUGAUCUCCUCUGAGACACCCAUUGAGGGGAGGAAAAUGUCCUUUGUGAAUGAUCUUACAAUAACUCAGGAUGGGAGGAAGAUUUAUUUUACGGAUUCUAGCAGCAAAUGGCAAAGACGAGAUUACCUGCUUCUGGUUAUGGAGGGAACGGAUGAUGGGCGCCUACUAGAGUAUGACACAGAGACCAAGGAAGUGAAGGUUUUACUGGACCAGUUGCGGUUCCCUAAUGGAGUGCAGCUUUCUCCCACAGAGGACUUUGUACUGGUGGCGGAGACGACAAUGGCAAGGAUAAGAAGAUUCUACCUGUCAGGCUUGAUGAAGGGAGGGGCUGAUCUGUUCGUGGAGAACCUGCCUGGAUUUCCAGACAACAUCCGACCUAGCAGCUCCGGAGGGUACUGGGUCGGCAUGGCAACCAUUCGCUCCAACCCUGGGUUUUCUAUGUUGGAUUUCUUAUCUGAGAGACCCUUUAUAAAAAGAAUGAUUUUUAAGCUGUUUAGUCAGGAGACUGUGAUGAAGUUUGUACCACGGUACAGCCUUGUUCUAGAACUCAGCGACAGCGGGGCCUUCCGGAGAAGCUUGCAUGAUCCCAACGGGCAAGUGGUUUCCUACAUCAGCGAAGUGCACGAGCACGAUGGCCACCUAUACCUGGGCUCCUUCAGGGCCCCCUUCCUUUGCAGACUCAGCCUCCAGUCUGUUUAGCAGCCUUGACCGUGGCUGUGCCAGGAGUCCUCACACUGGGCACCACCACUGGUCCAGGAGAUCCCGUGCACACAGCCCUUUCUUCCUGCACCUGCCAGUCCUUGGACAUGGACAUUGGAAGUGGACAGUGAGACCCUGUGGAUAUCUGGGUCCCUGUGGGAUACCCCUCACCUGGGUUUCACAUUGCAGCUAGAGGGAAGCAUAACUUGCCACAGGGAAGAUAAAUCCAUGUUAAACCAUUUUCUCUUUAAAAACCUUUCUAAGUACAGUGAUUCUCUAGGACUUAUAGUAGGCCUCAGGGUUUGGUGGAUAGAACAGUAGAUGAGAUGUCCAGGGAUCUUGUUUUCACUACUGCUGUCCUGCCAGCCUAGUACCUUUACUAUAAAAUGCAGUAAUACCUGUCUUUGGGGGUGGGGCACAGGAAGGGCAAGGAGACCUCAGCGCAAAAGUGUGGAGGCUGGUGGGUAGAGCUGUAUUCUCUAGAGCCGUAUGGGACGUGGGCCCUUGAUCCUGUGUGUUCCCUUCUAUAGCUCGCCCCCUCCAGCCUACUUCAGUUCAGCCCCACUCUGAACCACAGCGUUUUCAAGACUCCUGAGUCCCCAUCAACCAUUUAAAGACAAGGACCUGAGUAAGUGGAUAGAGGCAUGUUGAUCCCAGGAGCUCAGAAUGGACCUGCUGGACUUUGUGAAUAAUCUCCCACAUCGAUGGAAUGAUCCAGCAGUUGGAUACUGCAGGGCAGGAUCUAGGGGAGUCCUGUUGACACCCCUUUGUUCUUUACCUAUAGACUAGUAGAUGAAUAGUGCACAUUUUAAUAUCAUUUGCUGGAGUGUCACAAGCCCGAAAUUGCUAUAUAUCCUGACAGGUAUGUACAAACCAGUCCUAAUUUUGUCAGGGGGACCUGUAUAAUAAUGAUAAUUAAAUUGAUUUUUCUGCUCAUUAACCUUUUCUGAUGGUGUUGCCUGGGAGUUUCUUCUCUAAUAUAAUUAGGUUGGUGAAUGGAGUUUGAUUCCAUUGCGGGCUGAUAGGAGGAUCCUUUUGGCCAGGACCUUGCUUAGGGACAAGCUGUCCAUCUGGCUUGCUCAGUGUCCCUCACAGGGAAGCUGCCUCCGGCCGUCCCCUCGUGGUGGUGCUUCAUUCCGGCAAGUCGAUAUUACACUGUGUUCCUACUUCCGGCCCACAGAAUGGGGCUGAUACCUGCUCCUUUCUGUCCUGGCUGUUUGUGAGAAUACCUAAGACACUGUGUCUCUGGAAUCGUUUUCAGUCACUUGACAAGGAAAUAUUUUAAAUAGGCAAUGAUGACUGUGGUAAAACCUUUACUGCUUGUGCGGUGUCGCACUGGCUGGCAACAACCCAUCUGCUCCCUCUCCCGACCAUGGCCCCCAUCCCCUGCGCUGGCCUGGCCUCAUUGUAGGGGAAAGAGUCAGGAUCUGAAGGUUGGCUCCUCUGUUGUGUUUCGUGCUCAGGGAUAGCUUUAAGUGCAGCAACAGUGGGACAGAGCCGGAGACCGGCUUCAGUCCAGCCGGUGUGACCCAGAAUGUGUUAGGUCAACGACUCAAUGUUAUUUAUGUUACUUUAGGGGAAAGAAAAUUGCAUAUAGAUUAUGAAAUACUUUUGAAUGGAUGAUGGUGCACCCCAUAUAUCAGCUGUAUAGGAAUAAGGUAAAAAGUGAUCAUUCUGCCAUAAAAAACAAUUUAAAUGUGUGGAAUGUAUAAAAGCUGACUUCUUGAUUGAGAACAGAGGGCUUUGCUUUUUAAGUCCUUGCUUUUCACCAAGAUAAAGAAGCUGGUAAAUUGCUUUUCACAGUUUUUAGCAAAAGAGUCUUGAUUUUGACUUAGAUGUUGAUUUUCUGUCUCAACGUGUCACUUCCUGUGUUUUAUCUGGUAAUUGCCAUGCUGAGGUACAAAAUAUGGCCUCAUUAGGUUUAAAUAUGUGGUAUGGUUUUGUUGUAAACUUAAAGCAGAUUUGCCCUAAUGUGAAUUACUAACAUGCUUUUAAAAUUAAAUCAAGUGAUUCAUUCA
Messenger RNA from Lontra canadensis (Northern American river otter), 3346 nucleotides. RefSeq names its product adipocyte plasma membrane associated protein (gene APMAP). Gene Ontology annotation, molecular function: strictosidine synthase activity. Gene Ontology annotation, biological process: biosynthetic process. NCBI's taxonomy places the organism in Eukaryota, Metazoa, Chordata, Mammalia, Carnivora, Mustelidae. The record is from RefSeq and is a predicted model, not a curated record. Bases 81 to 1328 code for a protein of 415 amino acids. The transcript is spliced from 9 exons.